AUGAAGCUUCUUUCGCUCCGCCGCAGCCACGAGACCUACGAACCCGUCGGCCAGAUUGACGACGCCGGCGCAGAGAGCCAGCCGCAGCGCCGGGGCCUCAGCAAGUGGGAGCAGCGGCUCGAGCGAGCGGCCGUCGAACAGGGAGCGGGUCCGUCAUCGUCGUCGUCGCUCCGCAAGUCGGACCCCACCUCUUCCACCGCCUCGGUUCGCGCCAUGGCCGAACUCUACGUCGCCAACCCCAAGGUGUUCGCCUGA
This is a messenger RNA of Acanthamoeba castellanii str. Neff, 255 nucleotides long. RefSeq lists its product as uncharacterized. The coding region runs from base 1 to 255 and encodes 84 amino acids. Lineage: Eukaryota; Discosea; Longamoebia; Acanthamoebidae. The record is from RefSeq and is a predicted model, not a curated record. The transcript has 2 exons.